This is a messenger RNA of Panicum virgatum (switchgrass), 699 nucleotides long. Its product is annotated as acyl-acyl carrier protein thioesterase ATL3, chloroplastic-like. Gene Ontology annotation, cellular component: chloroplast. NCBI's taxonomy places the organism in Eukaryota, Viridiplantae, Streptophyta, Magnoliopsida, Poales, Poaceae. The transcript has 5 exons. The record is from RefSeq and is a predicted model, not a curated record. Gene Ontology annotation, molecular function: fatty acyl-[ACP] hydrolase activity. The coding region runs from base 1 to 699 and encodes 232 amino acids.
AUGAUCGAGCUGGCCGGGAGCUCGCGCGCAAUAAUGGAGUUCUGCGCGCAGCAGCGUUUCAAUCCGCCGCCUCCGAACACCAAACAACCGCCGCCGCCGGCGAGGGCGCCGGCGACUUGGCCUCGCUCCGGCCACCCCUACACCGCUGGUCGCCUCAGCCGGUCUUCUUCGCGCGACCCAAGCCGGGCGCUGCAGGUCGCUGCAGCCACCACGAAUGCUCGUCCCUCUGAAGUCGUCUGCGUGAAGAACAGCAUCCAGGACACGAAAUUACCGAGGGCGGGCAAAUUUUUCGAGCUGGAGAUGACGGUCCGCGACUGCGACCUCGACAAGUACGGGGUUGUCAACAAUGCCGUAUAUGCUGCUUACAUCGAAACAGCUCGACAGGAGAUGAUUACAAGCCUCGGCGUCCGCACGGCCUCGAUCGCGCGCGCAGGCCGCGCCAUGGCGCUCUCCGAGCUCAACGUCAAGUACUUCGCGCCGUUAAAGCGUGGCGCCAAGUUCGUGGUCAUGGUGAGGGUUGUCGGGAUCAAGGGCGUGCGGAUGCUCAUGGAGCACCUGAUCAAGACGCUGCCGGAGCGUAAGCUCGUGUUAGAAGCGAUGGCCACCGUCGUCUGCCUCAACGAAGACUACCGUCCGACUCGCAUGUUCCCGGAGAUGGCGAAUCUGCUGCACUUCUUCUCUCAAUCAUCCCAACUAUAG